Empidonax traillii (willow flycatcher) is the source of this 607-nucleotide messenger RNA. RefSeq names its product vasotocin-neurophysin VT. Gene Ontology annotation, molecular function: neurohypophyseal hormone activity. Gene Ontology annotation, cellular component: secretory granule; extracellular region. Bases 51 to 548 code for a protein of 165 amino acids. The transcript is spliced from 3 exons. The record is from RefSeq and is a predicted model, not a curated record. Lineage: Eukaryota; Metazoa; Chordata; Aves; Passeriformes; Tyrannidae.
GCGAGCGGCUCCCCCUGGCACGCGUGGCACAGCCCCGGGCACCCUCCACCAUGCCAGAGCCUUCGCUGCCCCUCUCCUUCCUCUGCCUCCUCGCCUUGAGCUCCGCCUGCUACAUCCAGAACUGCCCCCGGGGCGGGAAGCGGGCGCUGGCCGACACAGCCCUCCGACAGUGCAUGCCUUGCGGCCCCGGGAACAGAGGGAACUGCUUCGGGCCCGGGAUCUGCUGCGGCGCCGAGCUGGGCUGUUACCUGGGCACGGCGGAGACGCGGCGCUGCGCCGAGGAAGACUACCUGCCUUCACCCUGCCAGGCCGGGGGGCAGCCCUGCGGCUCCGGGGGCCGCUGCGCCGCGCCCGGGAUCUGCUGCACCGCCGACACGUGCUCCAUGGACUCCGCCUGCCCGGACGAGGGCGGGGACGGGGCUCAGGAGGAGGCGGAGAAGAACCUGACGGUGCUGGACGGCUCGGCGGGAGAUUUGCUCCUCAAGCUCAUGCACUUGGCGAACCGGCAGCAGCAGCAGCAGCAGCAGGGCAAGCAUCCCCUCCUCUGAGCCAGGGCAUGGGGCGACCCCCCCACCCUCACCGACCCCCCCCCCUCCCGGCACUGUAC